This is a messenger RNA of Ceutorhynchus assimilis (cabbage seed weevil), 3579 nucleotides long. Lineage: Eukaryota; Metazoa; Arthropoda; Insecta; Coleoptera; Curculionidae. The record is from the annotation of a GenBank genome assembly.
AUGAGCGCCGACAAUAUAAAAUCAUCGAAAGCCAAUUGCGAUUGUGCUAGCUCGGUCGUAAAAUGUACUACAACGUGCAAAUCAUGCAGCUACUGCGAGAGAAGGCUCGAAUUGGAAUUAUUGGAGCUGGACAAGCUUAAAAUUCGCAAAAAACGCCGCGAAACUUUGAAAACCUUCCAAUGGGAAUCUUGCAAGGAAACCAAGCUGAAGGAGUACAAAAAUAGGUUGACGCCACUUUAUCCAGAAGUUCCUAGAGUCGACACUUCUUAUAAAAUCCUCAGAGGCUUUGCGGAAACGAGUAUUAUCAAUAACAUGUCUUAUUUUCAAGAAUUGGCCAUCAGGAAAAAAGUAAUUUACCCAAAUUUCUAUUCGAACUGUAAUAAUUAUUUUCAGAUUCAAAAAAAAAUCUUAGAACGUAGAUACCCUCAAAUCGUCGACAACAUAAUGAAAGAAGCCAGGGAGCAUUUUAAAAUGGUCACCCACGAAGCGGGGGUCAAUUUAAAAAUCAAAGCGAGACGCAGUGAAGGCCACAAACGAUUACAACCAAUGAAACCUUAUAAAUAUCUCGGCAGAACCGAGAACUAUCCUGCCUAUUUGGCAGUAAAACGGCAAAUAACUACAAAAUUUUUGUUGCAUCAUCAAUUGGUGAGGAGGAUUUUGUACGAGUGUGUCGUUUUGUUACCGGAAACUCUAUGCGAUAUCAGUAACUUGAGAAGUAAACCGAACGACAUCAAAGAACUCGAUGCAGCUUUCAAAAAAUGCAUCGAAGAAAGCGAAAGCGCAAUGAAAAAGUUGCAUAACAGAGUUGUAGAAAUAACCGUAAGUGAUCAAACUAAAGCCAAAGUCGGCAACGUGACCUACUUUCACCUAUUGAAACUUUGCAACGGCAUAUUAUCCGUUCACUUCGGUCAAGCUUUAUACAGGACCAUAAACCAUAUCGUGGACAUAACCGGAAACGAAGACUUGGUGCCUUACCUGAAACUAUCCAUAAGCUACACGGACACGUUGGAACUACAACCGACCGCCGCCGAUUUGAACAUCAUCUACAGCGUGUUCGUUUCGAAGCUGGUGGAAAGCGCCAACAAGUUUUUGGUGUUGGAGUAUUACCGGAAACACGGUUAUUCGGCCAAGUAUUUGAAAAUUUUCAUCACGGAGGUUUUUGUUGUAGAAUCCGUCGAACGACAAGCUGAUAAUAUCAUCAUGCUUUACGAGCCAAUUACGAGAUACGUUAAAAGGCUGGAUGAAGAUUUUGCUGAAAUUUAUACCGAUUUGACCAUAAUUGGUAGCGUUUCUGAAGGAGGCAGUACAUCAUCAGACGCUUUAGCGCGUUUCAAUUACGGCUGUGAACAAAUCCGCCACUAUCAAAACUACAUCAAAAAGGCCAGCAGCAUGCUCAGCAGCGAAUACUUUGCGGUAGGUCAACUAAUCUUGUCCGAAUACGUUAUUACCAUGAAAGAGUCGUUGUCCCUUAUCAUCGACAAAGUUUUCACCGAGCUGUGCCAGCUUCAUAUGAUGGAAGACGAACUGAUUUGUAAAGAUUUUGAGAAUUUGAAGGAGUAUGCUCUGACGAAACCGUCCACUAGUGAAGAUCUUAUUGAACAAGACCUGGUGGAAUUUGGCACUUUAACCGAAGAGCAUAUGGAAUUAAAUUCGAAAACUAUACAGUGGAUAAAAAAAAUCGAGCCAGUUUUGGAUGUAAACGCCAGCAUGUACGAACAAAUCAAGUUCGAGUACGAAGAACGACUGCAAGCCACAAUUCGGAACGUUAACGAGCGGAUCGAGAAACUUAUACCAAUGUUGGGCAGUUUGGACGAAAUGGACGAUUUUGAACGGUGCAGGGAGUACGUCGAUCAAAUAAAAGUGCAUUUAGUAGUGUUGCGAGACCUAAGAGAGAAAAUCACUUGGAUUUCCAAGGAACAAAAAUGUUUGGGCUUUAAUAUUACACCCUUUAAAAAUGUCGAAGAUGUUGAAAAUUGGAUGUAUCCUUUUUUCCAUUUGAUCAAAGUUUGUAUGAAUAUUAAGCGGCACAUUAAUGUUUGGUUGGAUGGUCCUUUUGAGUUCCUAUUUUUUGACGAAGCGGAACAAAAAAUUGACGAGUACAUGAAGGAGUUGAUGAAGAUACAGAAAACAUAUCGAAUGAAACUAAGACAGGCUGCAGUUGAUAAUGCUCCCGUCCGAUUUUUCGGUGCCCUCGACGAUCCCGACUUAUUCGCUUGGCCUUCCCCAUUGAAACUGACCGCUCGCGGCAUACAACGAAUAAAAGAUUUCCGUCCCGCUAUGACGUUGAUGCGCAUCAUAUGCAACGAUGCGCUGGUGCGAAGACACUGGAAAGAAAUGUCGUUGAUUGCCGGUUUUGACUUGACCCCCAAUGCCGGUACUUCGUUGCGCAAGCUAACGCAAAUGGGCCUUGAACCGGAUUUGGAUAAUUACGACGUAAUCAGUUCAGGAGCGACAAAAGAGAGGGAGCUCUAUAGGAAUUUGGUUAAAAUGCAAAAGGAAUGGGACGAUAUUUAUUUUAAAACUGGACAGUUCAAAGAUAGUGGAGUUACGAUUUUGACUGCACUAGAUGACAUACAGGUGAUUCUGGAUGAUCAUAUUCUUAAAGCUCUCACAAUGAGAGGUUCGAUAUUUGUUAAACCGUACGAGACUGAAGUAAGAGCCUUCUACGACAAAUUAGUAAGAAUCAACUUGACCAUUGAGGAAUGGGGCCAAGUGCAAUCUCAAUGGCUCUAUUUACUGCCAAUUUUCUCUUCCAAAGAUAUUGUAGCACAAAUGCCUGAAGAAGGAGCUUUGUUCAAAGAAGUCAAUGAUACCUAUAAACGAUACAUGGAUGUUGUUUUAAGAGAUCCCAGAGUUUUUGUAGUAGCUGGAGCAGAAGGUGUUUACGAAAUUAUGCAACAUUGCAAUGAAUUAUUGGAGAAAAUUAAUGAAGGCGUUACAGCAUAUUUGGAAAAGAAGAGAUUGUAUUUUCCAAGGUUUUUCUUUUUAUCCAACGACGAAAUGCUGGAAAUCCUCUCGGAAACCAAAGAUCCUCUUAGAGUACAACCUCAUUUGAAAAAAUGCUUCGAAGCCAUUUACAAGCUACAUUUCACCGAACAACUUGAAAUUUUGGCCAUGUAUAGUCAGGAAAGCGAAAAAGUCAACUUUAGAGCGCAAGUGAACACCAAAGAAGCAGGCGGGAGCGUUGAAAAAUGGCUGGUGCAAGUCGAAGAACAAAUGGUGAUAUCAGUCAGAGAUCAAAUAUUGAAGAGUUACAAAAGCUAUUUUUUGAUGCCCAGAACACAAUGGGUUCAAAGAUGGCCUGGACAAGUGAUACUAUGCGUCUCACAAACGCACUGGACCUUAAAUGUUCACAAAGCUUUAAGCAACGAAGACAACUUUACUGUUAGCGCACUUUUCGAUACUUUACAGCGAUCGCUUACUGAUAUAGUUGCAUUGAUUCGGGACCCGAGUUUAUCGAAUUUAUCAAGGAUAACUAUAAAGGUAAAAAAUUAUUACUUCGUUAGGGAAUCUUGGGCCUUUUGUGAUUUUAUCAAACAAUAUCCAGCUCCCACGGAUCUACAAAUUUCUCGCAUUUGA